Molecule: messenger RNA, 2094 nt
Organism: Zophobas morio
Lineage: Eukaryota; Metazoa; Arthropoda; Insecta; Coleoptera; Tenebrionidae
Exons: 4
Source: RefSeq, a predicted model, not a curated record
AUGGCAUGUAAUCACAUCUGUUCCGGUUGUAAUAAUCCUGUUUCUGCAUCGUGCGGUAUAGCUUGUGACCUUUGCAAACAGUUUUCUCACUUCAACUGCCUGGGAAUCAAGCAGGAAGAAAUUAGUACGAUUAAUCGUCUUCAUUUGCAUUCGCCUCACUUAAAAAUUUUGUGUGUGAUUUGCAUCGACGUUUUUAAUACUCCUCCUCUGUCUCCCUCUGAAGCAUCGCCUUUAAAUGCUGAAAAUCCUUUUUUGAAAUAUGUUCACACUAUUGUAUCCCAUGAGCUUAAGCCUAUACGACAUCAAUUAGAAUCUCUGCAGCACUCCAUUAAUACAACUUCGCAUCCUAUUAACGAAAACCUCAGUUAUGCUAAUAAGUUAAAAAAUGCUUCUGAAUGCAGCGUUAUUAUUAAGCCAAAAAACUCGUCCCAAACCGUUAAACAAACCAAGUCAGAUGUUCUCCAUUCUAUUAAACCUCUAUCUUCAGAUAUUGAAAUUAGUAGCGUUAAAUCUGUAUCUAAUGGCGGCCUUGUAAUAAAAUGUGCAAAUAAACUUCACAGCGAGAAACUCUUAGAUAUCGCCAGCAAUAAACUUCCCGAUACUUACAACAUUAAAAAAACACCUCUCAUUCUACCUCGCCUACGCUUUGUUGGUAUCCCCGAAGGUUUGGAUAAAAAUGAUAUUGCAACUUACGCCUUAACUCAAAAUCCGCAUUUGUUUCAUAAAGAUUCCAUUUGUGAAGUUAAAAAAAUUUGGUCUACUUCCAAAUCUGAAAAUACUCUUCAAGCUGAAUGUUUAGUUGAUGCUGAUUCCUACAAAAAACUUCUAGAUACAGGUCAUCUACUUAUAGGCCUCAAUGGUUGCACAGUGUAUGACGCUGUUACAGUUUUGAGGUGUUUCAAGUGUAAUGCCUUUAACCAUGGUUCAAGUCAGUCAAAGAUUAUUAAGUUAAUUAAGAAAAAGGAUUCAUUAUGGAAGAAAUUUAAGAAAUCAGGAUUACUUAGCGAUCGUGAGGAAUUUACACAAUACAGGAAGCUUGUCAAGAAAGAAAUUCGAGUAGCCUACGGAAAUUUUGUGGCUGAAGCUGAAUCAAACAUAAAAUCGGACCCAAAAGAAUUCUGGAAAUUUGUGAAGUUAAAGAAAGGGAACUCGGGUGUCCCUUGCAAUAUGACUUAUUUGAAUAAAACAGUCUCUGGAGUUAACAACAGGGACUCUAUGUCUUACAAUAACUUUUCUGUCACUGAAAUAUCUGAAGACGAAGUGUUCUUAAAAAUAAAAAACUUAAAAUCCAAUAACACUGCGGGUCCCGAUUCCAUUCCUGCUUUUUUGAUCAAAGAUUGCGUCGGAAUUUUUUCUAAGCCACUAACAUACCUCUACAACAUAAUACUGUCAACACAAACUUUUCCUGAUCAUUGGAAAGUAUCCAAAAUUAUCCCCCUCUUUAAAAAAGAUGACAAGUCGGUCAUAGAGAACUACCGUCCUAUUUCUCUUCUGAAUAAUUUCGCUAAGAUCUUUGAAUCUCUUUUGCAUGACACUAUCUAUUACCAGAUUAAACAUCAUUUAAGUGAUGCCCAACAUGGAUUCGUUCAAGGCCGCUCCACAGUUACGAAUUUAAUGACCAUAUCUCAAGAUCUCGCUAGCAAUUUAGACAAUGGCUAUCACACUGAUGUUGUGUACACAGAUUUUUCAAAAGCAUUUGAUCGUUUGGACCAUGCUAUUUUGCUGCGAAAACUCUUAGAAUUCGGUUUUUCUGAAAAAUUAUAUUUACUUUUCACUAGUUACAUUACUGAACGCGUUCCUCAAGGCUCUGUUCUUGGGCCCCUAAUUUUUAACAUUUUUAUAAAUGACGUUGUCAAUGAUAUCAGAUCUUCUGUUCUUCUGUACGCUGACGAUAUGAAACUAUAUCGUCGCAUUACUAGCAUUCAAGACUGUCUAGUUUUGCAAUCGGACCUAGAUAAGGUACAUUCGUGGUGUUCAAAGAAUCUUCUUCAAUUAAACUAUAAGAAAUGUUAUCUUUUAUCGUUCACCUUAUUAAGAGUUUUGAUAGUCUUUGACUACACCCUCAAUAACAACAUUAUUCUGCGACAAUCUCAG